CUCUAAGAUAGACGCAAAGACUUUUUUAAGUAGCCUAAGCUAAAUUAGAUUCAAAGCUGAGACCAUGACCCAGGGAAAGGUUUUAGUAACAAGCAAGUCAAACAAUGACUCGGAUGUUCAGCCGAUGGCUCCAGUUCCUCCAAGUUAUGAGGAAGCAACUACUGGUGAAAGCCCUUGUUAUAGUGGAGCUUAUACUGGAGAUGGUGAGAUGCUCACAGAAUUCAGCUGGGAUGACCAAAACAUCAGGAGGAUAUUCAUCCGCAAGGUGUACACCAUCCUUAUGAUCCAGCUAUCCAUCACAAUUGCCUUUGUGGCUCUUUUCGUUUUCUGUGAACCCGUGAAAUAUUACAUACAGACCAACCCUGGCUGGUACUGGGCAUCAUAUAGUAGUGCACAGAGACAAUUCCCAUGGAAUCUGAUUCUGCUCAUUAUCUUUACUCUGUCUCUUUCUUACAUGACAGGAAUGUUGUCCAGCUACUACAAUACUAAGUCUGUCAUCAUCUGCCUGGGUAUUACUGCCUUGGUGUGUCUUGCUAUUACUAUCUUUAGCUUCCAAACCAAGAUUGAUAUUACUUCAUACCAAGGUGUGCUGCUAGUCUUCUGCACAGUAUUGUUUAUUUGUGGACUUGUCCUGGCAUUCACCCUGCCCUUUGGAUAUGUUCCGUGGUUGCAGGCUCUGUAUGCUGUAUUGGGAGCAAUGCUGUUUUGCAUGUUCCUGGCAUUUGACACACAGAUGCUGAUGGGGAAAAAGCAAUACACCAUAAGUCCUGAGGAAUACAUCUUUGCCACUCUCAGCAUAUACCUGGACAUUGUUUACAUCUUCUCUUUCAUUCUCCAGUUGUUCGGAACUCCUGAACGGGAGUGAAUAUGCUGUUAACCUGAAGCUCUAACGGCUCUCCUGAGUGUCUUUUGUUUCUCUGAUCUGAGUGAUCCUGUCUUUCCAGCAUGAUUUGGGUCUUCAGGGCACGUUGUUGUGUUUAAGCCCAUCACCACAGCUUUUACGAUGUGCCAUGCAUUUAUCCUGUAGCAUGAAGGAGGUUCUUGCAUUUACAUUGCAUACAUACACUGGUAAAACUUUAACAACAUUCAGCCAGUUUUACAAAUGGUGUCAUAGGAAACAAAACAGAAAAUAUUAAAUGCACUGGUGCUGUGAAACCUAUAUGAUAUCAUUAGCAGUGAAAGUGCAUGAAAUAGAGCACAAACAGCAUCACACUAAGGUGAAACUGUUUAGUAGGAUUUAUCCAUCAAUGUCCACUGCAUUCAUCUUUGUGUCUGACCCUGCAAAAGUUUCAUAUGUGAUAUCACAGCAUGAGGACAUUUUAACAAAUCAUUCUGAAAAACUAGAUAUUGUGGUUUUAGGUGUGCACAUACAAUAUGAAUCAAAGCAAUAUUUUCAUUUCUGAGUUCAUUUGUACAAAUGUGAUUGAAAUAAUCAGUGUUUCCAUUUGAAUUAAUUAACCAUAAUAUUUCAUAUGCUAGGAAUUUUCUAUUUGGUGAUUUUCACUGUCAUUGUAAAGUCAUUGACUUGAUAGAGAUAUGCUUUUUGAGCAUUAAUUAUAUUGCUUAGGCCUUUAUGUGUUAUUAAAUCCAAUUUUUUUAAUUCCCUAGAGUUUUAAUGUAUUAUCAUCAGCACAGAUCUAUUUUUGAAGACAAUGAGUUGUGAAUGAUUUUGGAUGUGUACAUAGCUAUACAGUGUUCAAUAAAAGAGUGCAAAAUUACUGCAGCUGGAUUUUAACAGUAUGCAUUGCUACAUAUGAGGUAUUUUUUCCCUGUUUGUAGACUUUACAGUAGAGAUUGUGUAAUAAAUAUAAUUUAUUAAAAUGUAUUGAAUAUGAAAUCAUUAAAUGACAAUGUAUGUUCCAGUUGCAAAUUAAAAAGAUGCAUUUCCUCAGUCAGAGUAAAUAAAUGUCAAUGUUCUUGAUUUUCUCUGAAAA
Molecule: messenger RNA, 1934 nt
Organism: Cyprinus carpio (common carp)
Lineage: Eukaryota; Metazoa; Chordata; Actinopteri; Cypriniformes; Cyprinidae
Product: protein lifeguard 2
Exons: 12
Coding region: 65-865 (266 amino acids)
Biological process (GO): negative regulation of apoptotic signaling pathway
Cellular component (GO): membrane; endoplasmic reticulum; Golgi apparatus
Source: RefSeq, a predicted model, not a curated record